UACCUUGUGUUGCCGGUAGUUGCAAUCCACCGUGCAGCGUAAAACGACUGAACCGUGCCGUCGAGCCGAGCCGAGAAUACCAAAAUUCAAUUUCCACCGGCGAAACAAACACAAAUUUGCGUUUCGAGGCGCCUGUCAUUGAUUAUUCCCGAUGACGAGAAUGCAUCGCGACGGCAUAGUUCAGUAAAAGCAACAACCAAAACACACACACACGAAGAACAAGAAGAAGCAAAAAAAACUACGAAUCGAUUGUGAACACGACACGCGGCACCACCUAAACAAGUAAAUAAAAACAAGCCGCCAAGGAGAGAAGUUUGAAGUUUUAUGUGAUAUUUGUGAUAUGCUGGCAAAGUGUGAGAUUAUCAGAACCUUACAGUACAACAAACCCGACGAGUACCUGAACCACCUGAACAAUCCUAAGUUUAUUUAGCAAUUUUAACCAAAAACGCGCACGGUGAUCGAAGAUUUCUUCAUUUUUGGUGAUAAGAGAUGCAACAAGACACGACCGACAACCCGGCGUGGUUGGCAACGCUUGCAUAAUUUGGUAACUGAGCAGUUUCGCAAAGGAACUGGGCUGGACGCUGGACGAUUGGCACGGCAACUACUCAAAGGACAUCAAACAGGAGUAUAACAAGCGGAUUGAUUUCGUUCGUAUGCGGAGAGUCGAUUUUCUAAUCCGGCGUGGAGAGAUUAUGUGAAGGCCGCUUAUAAGCCAACAGUUUCAUAAACGGGGGCAUGGAGUCGGGCGCACAACAGUUCUGCUUAAAGUGGAACAGCUUUGGCAGCAAUCUAGCGACGUCGUUCAGCAAUUUGUUCAAGAGCGAAACGCUCGCGGACGUGACGCUGUUCUGCGAUGGCGUCUCCUUCAGGGCUCACAAGCUUAUCCUCGCCGCGUGCAGCAAACAUCUCGCUGAUCUCUUCGAGACGGCGCCGCUGCACCAGAACCUGCUCGUUAUCCUUGAUGGCACAUCGGCGUCCAAUAUGGCGGCGCUGCUCGAAUUCAUGUACAAGGGCGAGGUGCACGUGUCGCAGGAUUGCCUAUCCAGUUUUCUUAAGGCGGCCGAAUGUCUACAAGUCAAAGGAUUAAGCAUCGAACAUGAAAAAUUAGUAAGGAGUCAAAUGGACACAUUGGGUAACGGUGAAAUGGAGUCACCCACAAGUCGAUCAUCAGGCAGUAGUGGUGGUAAACCGAUUAAAAUGGAAGCCGACAUGCCACCGCAGAGUCCUUCAUCGUACUCGCCGGCAAUGUCACCGUACAUGCACCACUAUCGCACCGCCUAUGACCGAAGGCCAUUGCGCAGUCCGACGCUGCAGGAUAGAGCUAGUGUUCUUCGUGAUGGCAGUAAAGCAGGGCGGCCGCAAUCGCCCAGUCCAAUGUCACUCGCGUACCGUCCGGCCAGCCGCUCCUCGCUGCCCCAGCAGCCGGACGCCGACGCCGCCCUGCCUGACCGAUUCAAUGACAACGACCCGCAAGCCACCGCGCUGAUAUGCCCGCCCUCGGAGAACAGCAACGCCGAUCAUUUACACCGCGACCCCGGCUGCCCCGAGGACCUUCGCAUGAAGAUGGAACCACCCGCCACGCAGGACGAGCCGCUCAGCAGCACGGCGAACACGAACAACCAGGUGAACUCAUCCGGCUUGUCGGCGAACGGCGGCUUGAUGACCAUGUACGACGCCGCCGACUCUAACAAUCUGAGUAAAGAUCGCGAUCUUAUUCCGACGACGCUCUGGAACUCCGUCACCAACAAACUGUCCAAAACAGGUGCCAUCACGACCCCAGACGGAAAGAAAUUGAAGUGCCCUUUUUGCGAACGAUUAUACGGGUAUGAGACGAAUCUGCGAGCACACAUACGACAACGGCAUCAGGGAAUACGAGUGCCGUGUCCAUUUUGCACGCGCACGUUCACCCGCAACAACACCGUUCGCCGGCACAUCGCGCGUGAACACAAAACCGAAUUGAGUCUGAAAGCGUUCCAGCAGGUGCACAACCCGUAGUACGCCAGUGGUUUGCCUCCCCUCGACGCGCAGAAGGCGAACAGCGAGGAAUCCUUACCAAAAACCAGACACGAGCACACAAGCCGACGCCGCGAUCUCGGAGCUGGCCUCCGGACGUAGAAACUCUCUUAAGUUGACACCGAAAUUAACAAAACCAAUAACACAACCAACAACCAACAAGAUGGUAAGUGUGUAGUCGUUCAAUUCGACGACCUGUAAGGAAUAACCAGCGUCUAGUUAAACGUGUGAUGAUCUGUUUUGAUGAUGAAGUUAUUUCGAAGAAACGCCGCCGCAUCUACCUCAGAAACAGUACAAAUAUUUUCUUAGAUUUAAAGCGUACACGCGUAAAUUAAUUAAAAUAAUUUAUAUCUACAUCUACACCUUGAUUGGUGACACAGGAAAGAAAGCAACACGCAAUAAAACGAUGAUGAUGAUUUUCUAGUGCAAUAGGAGAGCGCAUUCACGCAUUGAAUUGAAAUCGAAAGAAACGAACGAAUUAAUCAACUUUCACUAGACGCGAUAAUUGUUAUGUACUCGAACUCACAGCACACCCGAUCCAUGAGUGUACACACUUUUACACUUUAUCCACACACACAUAUACACACGAAAAUGCCAAAAUUCAAAACGAGCCGUACUUAGCUGUACAACCACACUAGAAAAUGAACAAUAGACGUCGCUUCCAUCGGACGCCGAAUGGAAGAGAAUUUGUUGCUAAAAUGUGAAGAUUUUAUAGGUUUUAAGUGUUGUAUAAAAUUAAUUUAGUUCUAAAGCAGGACGGUGCAAAAGAUUGAAAAAAAAACAGGUUGUUUGUUGUUUAUGUCUCGAGAUCGUUCUUGAAUGCAAUGCAAAAAUGAGAGAAUUUAACUUUUUCUAACCAAGAAACACACAACAAACACACAACAGCUCUUAAACUGCCCUGAAUGUUGUAUUUUUAAGACGACUCUAAGCUAAUCAAUGAAUUGCAAAGCAAUAGUUGCGCCAACAACAACCAAUCGAAACGAAACAAACCAAGAAAACUUUCUACCUCACAGUUUUAAGCCAUAGAUAUUAUUUAAUGCGGCGUAACAUGUAAAUCUAUUUACAAAGUAUGUUGUUGCUAGUCAUACAUGUGAACAAUAGACCAGUUAAUUGCUCAAGGAAAUAAUUUAAGACAUAGGUAUUUAUGUCUCUCGAUACACAUACGCAUAUUUUUACUUCUGUCGGAAGAAGAAACGAACACAAACGAGCUUUAAUAUAGAUUUAUUUCGGCACAACAACAACUUCCACGGUUGCAACUACAAACAAACACACAAACUCAGGGUUCUUUACAAUAUAAUUCUAGAUGAUACAAUAUUAUUUAACGCGUAAAUCGAUAGCAAAACAAUCCAAUAAUCUACGAACUGCCGAAUAAUUCACUGCUACUGUAUAGCUAAACAGCCUGGGAAUGCGAUGUGAGAAGUAUGAAUGUGUUUGUUACUUGUUUUCGUUAAAUAUUCAUCCUAAUCAUAGGUGCAUCGCAAUGAGUUUGCUACGGGUAUAAUUUUAUAUAGAUAUUUAUGUUUAAGAUGCAUUAAUGUUACAUUUGGGUUCGGUUUGUUGUGUAUGAGACGAAUGAAUGAUGAAAUGUGGCAUUCUCAGGCAUCCAGAAAGUUUCUCUUUCACACUACUACCUCAAAUAUAGUAAUAUCUAAUAAAAAUAGUAAUAAAACGCAUUCUUGCUGGUAAUAAUCACUAAUCACAUUGAAAUGAAACGGGUAUAUGUUGAAUUAAUCUCGCGUUGUUGAGGCAUUCAGGGUUAAUCAUAGAGAAACGUUUAGUUUAAGAGAAAUUAAAUAAUAAUUGAAGCAUAGUUAAAGAAUAUAUAUGAUAUAUGUAUAUGAUGUACGCGCUAUUUUUAUUUUUAGACGUUUUAGGAGUACAUUACAUAAGUUUCGUUCGUACGUUUAAGCUAUAUAUUAAUAUUAUUAUUUUUUUUUUGUUGGGUUAGUUUAUCUUUUACCACACAGAAAUUUCUACGCCAAAAGUCCAAUGUUUUUGUUUGACUCUAAACUUUUGCGUUACCAAGUAACGCAUGAUUAUUUACUUGGAAAAGCUUUCACACCUGUACUACUUUGGCAAAAAGCUCUUCUUUCGCCGCCCCCCCUUGACGACUGCUGAAUUCCCACCAGGUGAAUCACAUGCAUCACAAAACACCCACACAACACGAUACACUUUUUGUGAUCAAUCUAUAUUAAGAUGAAGUAUAUAAAUACAAUUACGACCCCAAUUAUAAGAGUCCGAAUUUGAGCGCAGCGCCACCGUUCGUUCGCAUUAGGAACGAAUCAUAUUUGUAAUAACAUUCUGAGUGUAACUUACUGAUGUUAGUAAUGUAAGGUGAUGAAACGCCGGCGAGCUGUACGGUGUGAUGUGUGUGGCAUGGUGGAGGCGCUGAAAUUUCUAGACAUUUGAUACAAAAGCGAUAAUAUAAGUAGAGGACAAACACAUUAAACGCGUAUUUGAAUAGUGGUAGGGUUCGUUCGGGCGCCUCCACCACGCGCGCGCCAUCGCACGAGCAUCGCUCGCAUUUUUUGAUAAUUAUCCUUGUUACCGGUGUAUUUGCUUUAAAUAUAAUGUGUAAAGUGUCCCCUCGGGAGAAGCGUGAACACAUUGCAAGUUGGGGAUUUUUGUAAACUAAUUUUAAGGCAUUGACAUGUUGCGCACCCCGUUUGUCGGUUCAACGUUUCCAUUGGCAUCCAUAGGCGUAAGUUUUCUAGUUAGCGAUUUUCUAGUUAGGCACGAGAAUAAGGAAGAAUGUGAUUGUAUUAUAAGCAUGCAAGUUUGUAUUACCGAAUUGUGGUGGGAGGCGUGAAGCGAAAGGUGAAACAUUGAACCGACAAGCGCCACGCAGAUAUUUCUCGAUAUCUCUGUGGUGACAGAUUGUGAUGUGUGUCGAACACGUUCUUUCUCUAAACAAAUCUCUCUAUAUUAAAUAAAAUGUCUGUUUCACUGCACCGUCUCACAUUCACUCACAAACUUAAAGCGUAAAAGAGAUAAGAACACACACACACCACAUACAAAAACACACACACGAAAUAUGUUUAAUAAGUAAGCAAACAAUGUACUGAAUCGGUUCCAAAAUUGUGUCCCAAAACGCCGCCACCCGUCCCCAAAUGGCGUCUCUCUGUGUAGUUCGGACGCUGGGGGCCGGCGUUCAAUUUUAAACAUAAGUGAAAAACAUGUAACACUUCUAUGAUAUGUAAUUCUAUUGAUAAGAUUAAUGUAAAACGUAUUUCACGACGAUUUUUAAGUUCGACUUGUACAUUCACACACACACGCCACACGAUAAUAAUCUAUUGCAAAGCAAGAUGCAACUCAGGUAUUUUACGUUAUCAGGGAUUAUCAGUUAACUAGUUAUUUAUUACGUGCUGCAUUGUUCACAUUGUAUGAUGUUACGGGUAUUUCAUCAUUUUGUAAAGCAAGUAAUAUCUUCAGGUGCAAACCAAAGUAACAGUACAAAUAUGCAUCUACCUCAUUGAAUCCUCAGCUCAUCUAAAUAUAACAAAAAUGAAGAACCUAUUAUACUUACUAUGAUUAAUUAGUGAGUAGUGAAGAAUACACGAAAUAUAUUUAUGGUUAUUAUGCCCAAGUACAAACAUGAAAUAAUGAACUAUUAUGAAAUGAAACACUAUAAAAUGUUAACUAAAUGGAAAAACUCAGGAAAUUCACGUUAUAAACAAAAAUGGUACAAACAAUUUAUUCAUGUAAUCACUAUGUAAAUAUUGUCCACGCAGCAAUCAUUCAAAUUUUCGCUUCUUUGUGGAGCUGAAUGUUUGAUUGUAAGAUUGUUGCGGUGACAGUUUAUCAGGGAAUCUCUACAUUUACUGUUCUACUAAAAUGUUUAUUCUAUAAUGGCGAUUGCAGUGGAGGAUUUGGAACCAUUUGGGAAUUGUGAGAAUGAAGUUGUAAGCAAGAAUCAUAUUUUUAAUAAUGGCAAAAUUUCGCACCGGUAAACAUUAACUUUGAAUUUGUACUUAACGAAACGAAUUUAUCUAUCAAGAAACUUAGAUAAAAACAUUUGGGGAUGAAAAUCACGAGGGAAGAGUCAAUUGAUUAUUCAGUACAAGUACUAUUAACGAUAUGAUUUUUGUUCUCACCUAACCGAAAUUGUAAACGAAGAUGAAGGAUUAAUCAAUGCGGUUUCCCGUCUUUGGCAAAGAUGGCGUCGCCCUCCGCAGUCCAUUUUUAAGGAGGCGUGAAAAUUGUCUGUGUAUACACUCCACACUGCGAUGGUUGAGGAAAGGGGGGAAACCGUGCGUGCAUUGUUUGUACCGCUGGCAAGAAAGCGAAGAGGAAACAAAUUACAUUACAUGUUGUGCGAAUGCAUGUUGAUAACACGUUUUAACAAUGUAUAAUGUAUUUUAACGAUUCGGGUUGCUGAAUGAGAGGACCCACUCUCGUUGAGGGAGUCUAAAUUAUCAACUAUAUGAUGUACUAUUAUUACAUUUAAUUGUAUAUAAGCAACAUAUGAUGUAUUUCAUGUUCUGUUUUUCCUUAUUAAUUUUAAUAAACAAUUUGACGUUUAAA
Dalotia coriaria is the source of this 6537-nucleotide messenger RNA. RefSeq names its product Chronologically inappropriate morphogenesis (gene chinmo). Gene Ontology annotation, cellular component: nucleus. NCBI's taxonomy places the organism in Eukaryota, Metazoa, Arthropoda, Insecta, Coleoptera, Staphylinidae. Gene Ontology annotation, molecular function: protein binding. Gene Ontology annotation, biological process: regulation of transcription by RNA polymerase II. The record is from RefSeq and is a predicted model, not a curated record. The transcript is spliced from 5 exons. Bases 736 to 1995 code for a protein of 419 amino acids.